CUGGGGGCGGAGCCUCUGGGGCCUCUGGGGGCGGAGCCUCUGGGGCCUCUUGGGGCGGAGCCUCUGGAGCCUCUGGGGGCGGAGCCUCUAGAGUCUCUGGGGGCGGAGCCUCUGGGGCCUCUGGGGGCGGAGCCUCUGGGGCCUCUUGGGGCGGAGCCUCUGGAGCCUCUGGGGGCGGAGCCUCUAGAGUCUCUGGGGGCGGAGCCUCUGGGGCCUCUGGGGGCGGAGCCUCUGGGGCCUCUUGGGGCGGAGCCUCUGGAGCCUCUGGGGGCGGAGCCUCUAGAGUCUCUGGGGGCGGAGCCUCUGGGGCCUCUGGGGGCGGAGCCUCUGGAGCCUCUGGGGGUGGAGCCUCUAGAGUCUCUGGGGGCGGAGCCUCUGGGGGCGGAGCCUCUGGGGGCGAAGCUUCUAGAGUCUCUGGGGGCGGAGCCUCUAAGGGGGCGGAGCCUCCAAGGGGGCGGAGCCUCUAAGGGGGCGCCUCUGGGGGCGGAGCCUCUGGGACCUUUGCGGGCGGAGCUUCUGGGGGCGGAGCCUCUGGGGGUGGAGUCUCUAGAGUCUCUGGGGGCGGAGCUUCUGGGGGCGGAGCUUCUGGGGGCGGAGCUUCUGGGGGUGGAGUCUCUGGGGGCGGAGCCUCUGGGGGCGGAGCCUCUGGGGCGGAGCCUCUGUCACCUCUGGGGGAGGUCCGCCAGCAGCUCCGACCUCCCGCCGGACCCGGACCCCAGGGAGGCGCCGGAGGACCGGAGGAGGUCCAGCCUCAGUGAGCUGGGCAGCAGGCUCAGCGCCCUCAUUCUGCCCCUAAAGACCCCCAGCCCCUCCCCCAGCCCCACGCCUGCAGAGCCGGGGGCCCCCCCCCCCAGCCUGGCCCCGGCGCCCAGAGGCAGCCGCGGGCUCUGGCUGUGGCUCGCCCUGCUGCUGGUGCUGGCAGGUAGGCCUCCGUUUGGCUCCGAUUAA
Messenger RNA from Menidia menidia (Atlantic silverside), 948 nucleotides. The record is from the annotation of a GenBank genome assembly. NCBI's taxonomy places the organism in Eukaryota, Metazoa, Chordata, Actinopteri, Atheriniformes, Atherinopsidae.